GGACUUUGCACAGGAGGGGAAAAGCCUGACAUUCCUGAAAAUGGCAGCUGAGACAUCCACAGAAGUUCCAAAACCUGCUAGACAAUUCGUCCUUAAGGAAGAGGUAAUUGCAGAAAGAAAAUGGUUGAAGCUUGAAGAAACAACUUAUACUGAUCCCUUUGGUAAAGCCAGAACUUGGGAAACUGUAAAGCGUACAUGCAAGAAAAAGGGCGUUUCAGCUGAUGGUGUAGCAGUGAUAGCAGUACUACAGAGAACUCUCCACUACGACUGUGUUGUCCUAGUGAAACAGUUCAGGCCUCCAAUUAACGGCUAUUGCUUGGAAUUUCCUGCAGGCCUCAUUGAGGAAAAUGAGACUGCAGAAAGCGCUGCAUUGCGAGAGCUGGAGGAAGAAACUGGGUACAAGGGGGAAGUCAUUGAAUGUACUCCAGCUCUCUGCUUGGACCCAGGUUUGUCGAACAGCACCACGCACAUUGUGAGCGUCACCAUUAACGGAGAUGAGGCUGAGAAUACAAGGCCUAAGCAAAAACUUGAUGAUGGAGAAUUUGUGGAAGUUAUUUCACUUCCAAAGAACGACCUGCUGCAAAGAAUUGAUGGUAAGAGCUUUCUGACACACUCAACACACUAAUGUGAGCUUCAAGAAACCCUUAGAAUC
Molecule: messenger RNA, 652 nt
Organism: Antrostomus carolinensis (chuck-will's-widow)
Lineage: Eukaryota; Metazoa; Chordata; Aves; Caprimulgiformes; Caprimulgidae
Gene: NUDT5
Product: nudix hydrolase 5
Exons: 8
Coding region: 41-625 (194 amino acids)
Biological process (GO): nucleoside phosphate metabolic process; ribose phosphate metabolic process
Cellular component (GO): nucleus
Molecular function (GO): ADP-ribose diphosphatase activity
Source: RefSeq, a predicted model, not a curated record